CGUUUUCGUAAAUACGAUUCAAAUUUCAGCUACCACUAAUCCCAAACUCUUGUCCCUUCGCCUCUUUUUUGCAACGUCUCUCGCCUAUCGACAUUGGCUAUGGCAACUCCCAAAUGCUCUCCCCACGAACAUUUGAUCUCAGUACUAACACUGCUAUUCAACCAAACCCUUCUCGAAUGGUUGGGUUUAUAGUCUAUGAGAUGAAAGUUGGUGAUUGUGAGUUGGAUCAGUACGGUGUCGUCAAUAAUGCUGUUUAUUCUGAUUAUUGUUACUGCGCUCAUCACGAAUGGUUAAAUAGUAUAGAUGUGAGUCUUGAUGCAAUUACCUGUGACGGGGAGUCGUUAGCUCUAUCAGAGACGUCUUUGAAGUUCCUUUCGUCACUUAGAAGUGGAGGUCGAUUUGUUCUUAAGAUGAGGUUUUUGGACAUCUCAAAAGCUCGCAUCUACAUCGAGCACAAAAUUUUCAAGCUACCAAAUAUGGAGGCAAUCUUAGAGGCACAGGUGACGAGAGUUUGGCUUAAUAAAAAUCAUCGUCCAAUGCAGAUCCCACAAAAAUAUUUAUCCAAAUUUGCUCAAUUUAUUCAUGAUCAUAAUCAGUCUAACAGAUCAACGGUCGGGAUUAAAGACGAUAACAAAGAUGGAGCCAAAUUUGCUCAAGUUAUGAAUCGACGAGUAGCAUAUUAUGUUUAA
Messenger RNA from Cucurbita maxima (winter squash), 689 nucleotides. Its product is annotated as acyl-acyl carrier protein thioesterase ATL4, chloroplastic-like. The record is from RefSeq and is a predicted model, not a curated record. Gene Ontology annotation, cellular component: chloroplast. NCBI's taxonomy places the organism in Eukaryota, Viridiplantae, Streptophyta, Magnoliopsida, Cucurbitales, Cucurbitaceae. Bases 114 to 689 code for a protein of 191 amino acids. The transcript has 4 exons. Gene Ontology annotation, molecular function: fatty acyl-[ACP] hydrolase activity.